Rosa chinensis is the source of this 3204-nucleotide messenger RNA. RefSeq names its product secoisolariciresinol dehydrogenase-like. Lineage: Eukaryota; Viridiplantae; Streptophyta; Magnoliopsida; Rosales; Rosaceae. Bases 2248 to 3105 code for a protein of 285 amino acids. The transcript has 2 exons. Gene Ontology annotation, molecular function: oxidoreductase activity, acting on the CH-OH group of donors, NAD or NADP as acceptor. The record is from RefSeq and is a predicted model, not a curated record.
GGAUCAUGUUUAGGGGCUUCAACUGCCCCCUAACUACUGGAAAUUUAGUUACACAUAAUGGGAAUCAAAAACACAAAGGAGUUCAUGGAGAAAGAAGAAGACAACAAGAAUCAGAAAAUUGGAAACUACGGAUCAGCGAUCGAUCUCGGAAAUUCCAACGAUCGAUCAUUUCUGGUAUGGUUUUGCAGUCUUGCUUCUUCUUGAGCUCUGGUGCAUCUAGGCUUCUUCGUAUGUGAAAUCCCCCUUUCUUGAACAUCCAAGGAGAGAUUUUAUUCAGUUUGUAACCCUUUCCUUCUUUCCUUUUGGGACUCUAACUCCUUGAUUAAUGUUCUGAUUGAUUUAGGAUACAUUGACAUCCUUCUAUCCAAUAGGAGCAUCCAAGAGAAUUAAUUGCUGAAUAUCUUUUUCUCCAUAUUGCCUUAAGCUUCCUUGAUUCAUCAAGAGUCCACAAUUCUCCAUCAAUUGCACAUAUCUCCUUCCUUUUGCUCUUAUUUCUUUCCUUACUUCGGAAAACCUAAUAAACAUAAAAACAACUAAAUUAACCAGAAAAUAAGAUAAACUAACAAAGUAAAUAUGGGAAUUAACAACAUUAUUAUCGCAUAAUUACGCUCCUAUCAGUAGUGCAAGUUUGGAGUCUGGGUUUUUUUGGCCCCUUGAGUCAGUCAUUAUAGAGUUCCAGUGUGAAGUCUAGUGGUCGUUUCUGUGUAAGAGAUGUUGCCUAAAACUCAUUGUAAGCAGUUCAUUAUUAAUGAAGUUCUUCUUGAUCAAAAAAAAAAUCCGGUUUCUUUAUAGUAGGAAGUGAAAACUGGAAAGAUUAAUUUGAGGUGUAACAACUUAAAUUGGUCGUCAAAUUGGGUUAGUGAAGGGGAUUGAUGAGAUAUCAAACACAAAUGAUGGAAGUCUAAACAGGUUUCAAGAAGACAAUGAUCAUAUAUUCUGAUUAGAAAUAGCUAAAUCAGAAUCUACGUCCUUAAAACGAACAACAGUCUAAUUCCGUCAUUUGUUGUCCCUUUUCCAUUGUACAAUUCCAUUGCACAUCCAAUUCCGUCCGAUGUAGGAAAGCCAUCCACAUAUACAAUUUUCUUCGAAAAUCCUUUCCCAACUCAUAACAGUGAUCGAAUAACAUUUCCCCCUUUUUUUUUCUUUUUUGAUUCAAAUGCGUAACCUAUAAUUUUCAUUUCCCAAUGAGACAUACGCUCCCUUUCACCUGGUCAGCUACUGACUAGGGAUGAUUUGCUCACUUACCGUCCGAUUGAAAUCAGACGGUUGACAGGUAUCUGGAUUUGGAGAGAUGAGAUUUGUCAACCAUUCGAUUUCAAUCGAACGGUAAGUGAGCAAAUCAUCCCUGGUCAGUAGCUGACCAGGUGAACGGGACUGAUGAAACAUAUGGGAAUCAAUAAUGUAUGUACCUCAACAGCUUCUCGUGAUUGCUCAGAUGAAUUCUUUAAUCUGCAUGCAGGCCCUAAAAUUAUUCGAUCCACUAACAGACACCCCUAAUUUCUGGACUCCUUUCCCUGAUAUUUGUAUGUGAAUCCUGUAAUCAAGUAAAGGGACACUUUGAAUCUCCAAGAGAACUUCUCGACAACAUUGAAAGGUUACAUAUAUCUUCAUGACCUUCAUGAGUUAAUCUACUCCAAGUUAAAUUCAAACCCACACACACCAACAAGCUAGGACACACAAAAAAAUUCCAUUACAAGCUAGGGUUUGUCGAGUCGACACUCGACAUGCUGUUAAAUCCAAGCCAACCUUCUUUUUUUUAUAUGUAAUUCUAGUUAUUUUAUCAGGGACAAAACUGCGUCCCAGCUGGGAAUUAAAAGAAAUAUAAUCCUCGGUAUCCUCCAUAUGCUGUGAUUCUGUGUGAAAUAUACAUAUCUGAUCUCGUACAAAUUCGAACGUUUCUAGUUGGCUUUUCUUUUAUCUAGCAAGACAAACUUAAUGUACUUCGAACAUUUCUCAGAAAAUGUACUCCUGAGGUUAAGAAUAUGGAAAAAAUCAAACACUUUCAAACAAAAUUGAAAGCUUAAAAAAAUCAACCAGUUCUUUCACAUGCUCUCAAAUUGGGUUGCGCAAACAUGUCUGCAACACCCCACCAAAACUUGUCACUCUAUGACUCUAUCCAAUACUUUCUUCUUUUAAACAAAGAAAAAAAGUAGAAGAAAAAAUCCAUAUUAUAUAUAGGGAUACCAGUCAUACCACAGAUAAGGGUAAAGGAUCUCCAUACAUUUUGAAUUUGGUAGUGAAAUCAAGAUGAGCAUGAGUUCUUCCUCACUAGCUCCACCUGAUCCCAAAAGGUUAGAAGGCAAAGUGGCAAUCAUCACUGGGGGUGCCAGCGGAAUCGGAGAGAGCACCGCAAGACUGUUUGUUUAUCACGGUGCUAAAGUCAUCAUUGCCGAUGUCCAAGACGAGCUUGCUCUAUCCCUCUGCAAAGAACUCGACCCGGAUCAAGAAUCCAUUUCGUAUGUCCACUGUGAUGUCACAAUCGAUUCCGAUGUGAAAAAUGUGGUAGAUGUGGCGAUCUCCAAGUACGGAAAACUUGAUAUCAUGUACAACAAUGCUGGCAUACCUGGUAACGUGGACCCAACGAUUUUAGGUGCGGAUCACCAGAACUUCAAGCAAGUGUUUGAUGUGAAUGUGUACGGGGCUUUCUUGGGCGCCAAGCAUGCUGCUAGGGUUAUGAUCCCUGCAAAAAACGGCAGCAUUGUCUUCACUUCCAGUGUGACAUCGGCUAGUUGUGGCGAGUCUUCACAUGCAUAUACGUCGUCCAAGCACGCGGUGGUGGGGCUUAUGAAGAGUUUGUGUGUGGAGUUGGGGCAGUAUGGUAUUAGAGUUAACUGCAUCUCUCCAUGCGCUAUGGCUACUCCAUUGUUAACAAAUGCUAUGGGAAUGGAGAAGAAUGUGGUGGAGGGAUUGAUUUGUGCUUCGGCUGUUUUGAAAGGAGUUGUGCCCAGAUCAGAGGAUGUAGCCGAGGCUGCGGUAUUCUUGGCAAGCGAGGAGUCGAAGUUUGUGAGCGGACUAAACCUUCUUGUCGAUGGGGGUUAUAGCACUACCAAUCAAUCGUUUAGUACGGUUCUGAGGAAUCUCAUGUCCUCAAACCAUGUUUUGUAAGCAGCAUCUGAUUCUUAAUUUGCUAGCUUCAUUAGUCUACUAUGUGGAUCUUUGUGCUUCAACUGCUAAUUUGCAAAUUUAGCUAUUUGAAUUCCUCAA